Messenger RNA from Caenorhabditis elegans, 1765 nucleotides. It is a transcript of the gene egg-2, whose product is annotated as LDL receptor repeat-containing protein egg-2. The record is from RefSeq and is marked reviewed. Bases 4 to 1650 code for a protein of 548 amino acids. Gene Ontology annotation, cellular component: endosome membrane; plasma membrane. The transcript is spliced from 5 exons. Lineage: Eukaryota; Metazoa; Nematoda; Chromadorea; Rhabditida; Rhabditidae. Gene Ontology annotation, biological process: single fertilization.
GUGAUGAGCCAGCAAGCCGGGAAUGCUCAGCGUGGGAGAUUUGACGAGGAGCCAAUGUCACUCGGUGAAAAGAUCAGUCAUCGCAUGGAUCAGCUGAAAGAGAUUGUUUCAAGCUCGUGUCCUUGUGCUGGAAAGUUUCCCCCGGUUGCCAUCGUUCUUAUUGUUGCUCUCAUUAUUUUGGGAGUCAUUAUUGCCGUUCCACUUGUCAUCUUUUUGUCGCCAUCGGCUCAAGCCAUGUCAUCCGGCACCAGAGACCUUUCUUCUCACUCGAUUCGUCAUCCCAAAGUCUGGCCGAAAACAGAAAAAGUUCAGGACGAUGAUCUCAGUGCCAUUCAGAUGACGUCACUUUUACCGCCAAAUGUGUCAACAUGUUCCGGAUUUGGAUUCGCGUGUACAGGCUCAAUUGACAUGAUUAUUCCAUCAUCGAAGCGUUGCGAUGGUUUAAAAGAUUGUUCUGAUGGUUCUGACGAGGAAAAUUGUAAGGAGUGUCAGUCAAUCUACUCUUGUCGGGCUCAUAUCGAGGAAGAAUCCGAAAAAAAGGACAAGACUUCUGUUCUGCCAACACUUAUUUGUUUAACCGCUGAAAAGCUCUGCAAUGGUGUAGAAAAUUGCCCAGAUGGUUCGGAUGAAGCCUCGUGCAGGUCCAAAUGCUCAAAAGAUCAAUUCAAAUGCUCAGGAAGCGAUGCAUGUCUUCCAAUUUCUGUCAAAUGCGAUGGAGUUUCAGACUGCGAAAACGAAAGUGACGAAAGUAACUGUAAUAAGUGUCAGAAAGGAGCACACAAAUGCGGAAAGAACUGCAUAAAAGCCAGCAAAGUCUGCGAUGGCAUCCCUGAUUGCGAUGAUGGUUCAGACGAGCACCAAUGUGAUUGCAAAACGUGUUCCGGUUCUGAGAAAGCCCUUUGCGAAGACGGUACAUGCAUUAUGCGCUCCCAAGUUUGUGAUGGAAAACACGACUGUUUGGACGGAAUCGACGAGGAAAACUGUCCAGGAUCGUGCUCCAAUGAACGGUUCUCAUCAAAAUUGAAACUUUUAACAUGCGAUGAUGGCAAUCAAUACUCAGAAGUAGAAGCUUGUUCUGGAUUAGUUGAAGCUUGUGAGCUUAAUUGCCCGAAAUGCGACCCAAAGCACACUUUCACUUGCCCAGCAGUAGGAGGAAUUCAUAAUAAGUGCAUCAAAAGAAGCAAGGUCUGUGAUGGAAUCUUCGAUUGUGAAGAUGGUGCUGACGAGAAAAAGUGCACACCCGUGAAGGAAUGUGUAGUCGAGAGUUCCAUUCAGUUCACCUGCGAUAAUAAAUGUCUUGAAUCGAGUCGUCGAUGUGAUGGAGUUUGGGAUUGUGAAGACAAGUCUGACGAGAAGGGAUGUGACAAGUGCCCAUCUAGAUCUUUCAAAUGUAGUGCCGAUAAAAAGUGUCUCCCAUUCCACACGCGUUGUAAUGGAGUAGCAGAAUGCUCUGAUGGAAGCGAUGAACAUAAAUGUUCUUGCCAAGAAUGCCUUGGUACUCACCACGACACCUACAUGUGCAGUGAAUCGAACAGAUGCUUGAAACGCGGCGAAGUGUGCUCUCCAUAUUCGAUGUGCCCCAAUGCAACCUACAUCGAUAAGGCCUACUGCGCUUCUUUGGCUUUGAAGAAUUCAGGCUUACGUCCCUAAACGUACUAUCACUCAUUACCAAUCUCUCUAAAGAGCUAAUUUUCAUGUGAAUUGUUAUCUACUAAUUUGUAAAACAUGUAUAGACAUUUUCGAUAUUGCAUGCCGAUAAAACAUU